UAUGCCAAAUGACUUUUAGGUUUUUUAAUUCCACUAUUAACAGAGCGAAGAGAUUGUUGAACAAUUUUUUAAAGAAUUUAAGUGAAAAUGCCUGCCUAUAAAGUAAAAGUAAAAUGGGGACGUGAACUUUUUCCGGACAUAGAAGCAAACACAGAUGAAGAACCAUUGUUAUUCAAAGCUCAAUUAUUUGCUUUAACUGGAGUGCAUCCUGAUCGUCAAAAAGUAAUGUGUAAAGGCGGUAUUUUAAAGGAUAAUGAAUGGAACCUUCAAUUAAAAGAUGGUGCAACUGUGUUACUCUUGGGAUCUAAAGAACAGGUUCCCGAAGAACCAGUAACCCCUGUGAAGUUUAUAGAAGAUAUGAAUGAUGCCGAAAUGGCAACAGCAAUGGAAUUGCCUGCUGGUCUCACGAAUUUAGGAAAUACUUGUUAUAUGAAUGCAACCGUACAAUGUCUACAUGCAGUGCCUGAGCUACGCGAGGCUCUUGAUAAAUACCGAGUGGACAGUGAAGAUGCCGGUUCAAUGUCAACUGCAAUGGCUUCAGCCAUGAAGUUUUUAUUUAAACAAAUGGAACGUGGUAGUACAGUAACGCCAAUAAUUUUAUUACAAACGUUACAUCGGGCAUCGCCACAAUUUUCACAAGUUGGUGAGAAUGGCACCUAUCGACAGCAGGAUGCCAAUGAAUGUUGGUCAGAAUUACUGAAAAUGAUGCAGCAAAAAAUUCCAGCUUCUAACGACAAAGCAAUCGAAGGAAGCGACGUUAAAAAGUACAAUUCAUUUAUAGAACAAUACUUUGGUGGUUCAUUCGAAGUUAAAAUGAGCUGUGCCGAAAUCGAAGAUGAGGAGCCAACUAUAGCUAAAGAGCAAUUUCUUCAACUUAGCUGUUUUAUAUCAACGGAAGUAAAAUAUAUGCAUAGCGGUUUGAAAUCGCGAAUGAAGGAGCAAUUGGUGAAGCGAUCCGAAACUUUGGGACGAGAUGCUAAUUAUAUUAGAACGUCUCUUAUCAGUCGCCUACCGGCGUAUUUAACAAUACAAUUUGUUCGUUUUCAAUACAAAGGAAAAGAGGGUAUUAACGCGAAAGUUUUGAAAGACAUAAAAUUUCCAAUCGAAUUUGAUGCAUUUGAGUUAUGUACCCCUGAACUUCAAAAUAAGUUAUGCCCUAUGAGAGCUAAGUUUAAAGAAGCUGAAGACAAAAAUUUGGAAGGCAAUAUUAAAGCUAUCGCCGAAGAUAAAAGUACUCCAACUGAAGUGGAAAAAAAUGUAGAAACCGAAAACUAUUGGUUCGAAAAUGAUCCAGGCAGCAAUAAUUCGGGAUAUUAUACUCUUCAUGCUGUAUUAACACAUAAAGGACGUUCAAGUUCUUCUGGUCAUUAUGUAGCUUGGGUAAAACACUCCGGUGAUAUCUGGUUCAAAUUUGAUGACGAUGUGGUUACUUCUGUAACUACUGAUGAUAUACUACGCCUGUCGGGAGGUGGAGAUUGGCAUUGUGCCUAUGUACUUUUGUAUGGACCAAAGUUGCUAAAGAAACAAUGAAAUUAAAUAAUAAAUAAAAAUAUACAUGUGAGACUCGA
This is a messenger RNA of Bactrocera tryoni, 1568 nucleotides long. It is a transcript of the gene Usp14, whose product is annotated as ubiquitin carboxyl-terminal hydrolase 14. The transcript has 7 exons. Gene Ontology annotation, molecular function: cysteine-type deubiquitinase activity; proteasome binding. NCBI's taxonomy places the organism in Eukaryota, Metazoa, Arthropoda, Insecta, Diptera, Tephritidae. The record is from RefSeq and is a predicted model, not a curated record. The coding region runs from base 88 to 1530 and encodes 480 amino acids. Gene Ontology annotation, biological process: proteasome-mediated ubiquitin-dependent protein catabolic process; protein deubiquitination; regulation of proteasomal protein catabolic process.